CUUUUUCAAUUUCGGCGAAUAACGUUAGAAUUUUCUUCUCUUUACUCUCUCCAAAUUGUAUAAUAUAUUCUACUCCUCCAUUUCACUGUUCACUUUUCAGUUGAUCUUUGAUUUGGGAAAUACAAGGAUCUCGACCUGUUAGUUCCAAGCGUGAGAGGAGUUACAAUCUCUCAGUGAGUUAAUAGUAGCUCGAGUAUGAAAUCACCUCUGGGUAAGCUGAAAAAAUUGGGGCUGAAUAAGAGCGUGGUGGAAGAAAAUUGGGAUCACCAUAUCUCGGUGCAUAUCGAUGGGUUGACUCAAGCAGCAAAGGAUAUGAAAGACAUGAGAACAUGCUAUGAUGGAUUGCUUUCUGCGGCUGCUGCAACAGCGAAUAGCGCUUAUGAGUUCUCGGAGUCACUGCUGGAGAUGGGUAAUUGUUUAUUGGAGAAAACUGCAGUGCAUGCUGAUGGAGAAAGUGGGGGUACAUUGUCUUUACUGGGAAGAGUGCAGCUUGACCUUCAAACACUUGUUGACAGCUAUGAGAUGAAAUUGCAAUGUGAUGAGAAGAAAGAGAUGUUUGAGUACAUGGUGGGACAAAUUAAAGAGAAAGGGAAGUCUAGACAUGGAAAAGGGGAGACAGUUACCUCAGAGCAGCUACAGGCAGUACGCGAAGAGUACGAUGAGGCUGCAAGACUAUGCGUUUUCCGUGUAGCAUCAUUGAAGCAAGGACAAUGCCGGAGUCUUCUAACACAGGCGGCCCGUCACCAUGCGGCGCAGCUAAACUUUUUCCGGAAAGGGCUCCUUUCUCUUGAAGCUGUUGAACCACAUAUUAGAGAUGCUGCAGAGAAGCAGCACAUAGACUACGCGCUAUCCGAGUCAAACGAUGGUGAAGAAGGUGCCGAUGAUAACAGUUUCGAGGCUAACGAAGAUGGAGAAUUGAGUUUUGAAUAUUGUCAGAGCAGAAAGGACUCGGAUAAUACUAGUGGAAUGAGGAACUCCAUGGAGUUGGACCCAUCGGCUGGUCCAAGUCAACAAAUUCCACAAAUCAAAAACGCCGAUUCUCAAAUUUAUGCCUCCAGAAACCAACAUAGAGCAGGCAGUCAUUCUGCUCCAUUAUAUGCUGAAAAAUUCGACCCAGCAGAAAAAAUAAGAGAAAUGAGGGCAUCCAUGCAGAAAUUUAGCAGCAGACAACACGUGCUACCCACCCCAGAUGAUGCAAAGGGUUCAAUAACAAUUAGUUCAAAUUUUACCCCAGCACCCGUUGUGGGGCCCUCCAGAAACCCAUGGCACUCAUCCCCACUAGACAUUGAAAAACAGAAGAAAUCAGCAGAUGAUUAUUUACCCGCGACUGAAAAUGUCAAUCACAAGAAGCAUUUUCUCCCCUUACCUCGUCCUCUACCCGAAAAUAAUCCUAAUCCCACUCAGCAGCCGGAAAUGCAUCACGUAUCAUCCGAGGGUCAGAAGGUCAAGAGGCAGGCUUUCUCAGGCCCAAUAGUCAGCAAAGCUUCUUCAUCCGGCAAGCCACUUGUACUUUUACCUGCCAGUGAAGCUGCUUCCAUGUUGAACAGCCGAGCCCCGUUGUCUGUGAACGUAUCUCACAAGGCAUCACCUCCACUUGUGUCCUCUCCGAAAAUAAGUGAGCUUCACGAGCUCCCCAGGCCGCCUGAUGCGCUGCGCCGUGCGGGAUCACCACUCCCUCGUCCACAGCUAACUGUUUCUAGAAGCUUCUCGAUACCUUCGAGUAGUGAGAGGGCGAGGGCUUUCCAUUCUGGCAAGCUGUUGGAACCUUCUCAGGGUUUGCGCAGGGUGGAGGAAGCUGGUCCAUCUCCUCCGUUGACUCCUAUGUCGCUGUCGAACAUGAAGUGACCAAGCUCUGGGUGUAGAUAAAGAGAGGUAAAACGUGUGUAACUUUUGCUCUUGUGAAAAUUAUUAUUAUCUUUUCUUCAAUAUUUGUAAUGCUGAAAGGAGUGUACCCUGAUGGUGGCGUGUGCAUCUGUCGUAAUCCUGCUUCUUGUGAAGUUUGCCUUGCAGAUGAUAUCUAUUGGGUUGGCAUUGGUGCAAUUAGUGAAGGAAAAAAGAAAGAAAAAAAAAAAAAAA
Messenger RNA from Striga asiatica, 2076 nucleotides. The record is from the annotation of a GenBank genome assembly. NCBI's taxonomy places the organism in Eukaryota, Viridiplantae, Streptophyta, Magnoliopsida, Lamiales, Orobanchaceae.